CGGCUGCAGCAGGUGGCUCAAUCAUCAGGUGGAAUAUUGUCCCCGACAGCAGCUCUCAGAUCAGCCAUGAUCCAGCUCCUCGCGCUCCUGCUGCUGCUGAGCACGAGCGGCUCAGCUCUUCACAACGACGCCACAGAGUCAGUCCACGCGAAUCCACCUCAACAGCCUGAAGAGGAGCCGGCGGAGAGAGACCUGAAUCAGGCGAGGAACGGCGGGAGACGGCUGGCUGACUCUGUGCGUAACGGCCCGGACCAGAGCCAGGUGGGCUGCAGGGAGCUGAGGUCCACGAAGUACAUCUCUGAUGGCCAGUGCACCAGUGUCAACCCCAUCAAGGAGUUAGUGUGUGCUGGGGAGUGUUUGCCGGCCCACCUCCUGCCCAACUGGAUCGGCGGGGGAGGUGGGGUUUACACCGGGAGGCACUGGAGCCGGCGCGAUGCCCAGGAGUGGCGCUGCGUCAUCGACCGAACCAGAACCCAGCGGAUCCGGCUACAGUGCCAGGACGGCAGCUCCCGGACCUACAAGAUCACCGUGGUGACCUCCUGCAAGUGCAAGCGCUACUCCAGAGAGCACAAUAACUCGGGACACAAGGACAUGCCCGUCCACAGCGGGAAGGAGAGAAAACUUCAGAGGAAGGCUGGACCGCCUCAGGAGGAACCUGGGAUGCAGUCCGACAACUAACAAAGGAACUUCAUCAGGGAGUGUAUGGAGGAAGAAAAGGUGUGCCGAGCUGAUAAUGAAUGAGCGAUGUCUUCAUUAGGAUCCCCAUUAGCAUGAGCAUUAGACAUUCUUUAGUCACGUGAACACAACAAACAACUCUUAUAAUUGAAUUAGCAAACAAGAUGAAGAUCAUCCUGCACCAUCGUUAACCCAAAACGAAAUUAACAAUCAGAAAUUCCUCAAAAAUGAAUGGCACACUAAAAAUAAAGUUGUAAUUUGUGACAAACAUAAAUAUUAAACAAUCCUGCCUCUACAGAAAUUCCAAGAAAAUGUGGUAUUUCUUUAAAGAAAUAUUGGUACUGCUUUACAAUAAUACUACCCUUAUAAAGGGUUUAUGAAUAGUUUGUAAUUAAUUAAUUAAUUAGGUUGUGAACACUCUAUAAAUCAUUAAUAAGCUUUUAUAAGACAAGAGAUAAACACGGCAACUGUGACCGGUUGCUUGCCAAAUAGUGAGCCCACAUUUAUCUGUACUGCUUAGCCUUAUAUUGGCUACUAAGCUUACUUUGUCUUCUUCAUCAGCAAGCAUCCUUGGUAUCUGUUGUUCACUGAGUUAAUUCUCCCCCCGAGGCUGGCUGAUGAAGAAGACGAAGUAAGUUAGGUAGCCAAUAUAAGGCUAAGUCAUCUUGCCAAAUAGUGAGCCUGUGUUGAUGUACGAAAGCUAUGUUAGAACCGUUUCAUAAAUGUUCUUAAUGAUUAAUAAAGUGUUUACAACCUAGUUAAUAAUCUAAUUAUAAACCCUUUAUCAAUCCUUUAUAAGGGUAGCCUUAUUGUAAAGUGCUACCGAGAUGGUAAUCUCUUAUUGUGACACAUAUUUCAAGAUUAGUCUGUGGCUCAAAUCACAGUUUAGCAAGAAGAAGAGAAUAACAUUACAUCAACCCUUAUUCUAUUUUUCCAGAGUGAGAUGUUCAGAUUGAUAUAAAUUACGUCUCAGUUUGUUGAGGAGUCAAAUGUUUAUUAGCCUAGCUUAGGCAUUUAGCCGGAAGCAGGGGGAAACUGCUCCAUCCGAAAGUAUGACCACCUAGGAAGCUUAACUAUUUGUAUUGUUGUUUACUCUGUACACAAAAAUGAAUGUAAAAAUCAUUAUUUGGCUUUAAGGUGAAAUAUUGUGCUGGGACAGUUAACACUUUGGUCAAAUGCCGGCCACUUCUGUAGCAUGGCAGUGUCCCACUGUGAUGAAGGACCUCAGGAAGGGGCACACAGUCCCUGCCGCUGUCUGUUGUUCAUAAGCAAUAGCCAAAUUAAACAAAACAAAUAAAAGUAGUGAGUUUUACACCUUUUCUCCCACAAUGAGUACAGAACCAGGCUCCCUGUUUCCUAUUGCCUCCUGUCUUUCUGCUAAACUAAGCUAUCUACAUGACUGGCAUCAAUUGAAAUAAUUUGCAUGUCUGAGAAAAUAUAUGAUCACAUUAUAUUUAGAGGAGGUCUUUCAUGCCAAAUGUGCAUGUCAAACUUUGCCAUUACAGACACUGAGCAGCUGUGCUCUGUUAGCCAUUGCGAAAAUGCAAAACACUGAUUUUAAAGUUAAAAAGAAAUGUAUUAACCUGAUGCCAAACACACUGACAAUCCUCCAGUGGGAUUCUGGCAAGGGCAGGAACUAUAACGGUGAUCAUUUUACUGCAGAGAAGACUGGAGGAAAAGUUGACUUUGUGCCAAUCUAAAAUCCCAUUAAUCCAGCAGGAUUUAAAGAACAUUUAAGAGUGUCACAAAUCAGAUUUGACAUGCUGUAUGAGGAUUAUUUCUUCCCUGUUCUUUAAUAGUGACAAUGAUUUUAAUUUGUUUUCCCCCUCUGACUUUGUGGUAGCACACAAAGAUGAUAGUUGUUACAGGAAAUGAAAGGCAGGUGUUGGUUUUUAAUCACUUUAAAUGCAGAUUUCAACUACUUCAGCUAAAGUGGAAGUUUGACCUUCAGGAUAGUUUUACAAUGAUCAACACCAUAUUUCUUAUAAAAAUGUAAUCCUUACGGUUACUUUGAAACAAAAUGCUGUUGCAAAGGACGUAUAUAAACACAACUUACUGGAGACAGUUCUGAGUUUAUAACGUUUUAAACAAGUAGCUUCUCAUUCAUGCUUGAUGUGCACAUUUUGAACUGCUCUCAGAGUGCUGCUCUGUCACGUUUUAUUCUGCAACGUACAGCAGGUGUGUUUCCUAUAGAGCGUGAAAAUAAUAAAAACGAUUAUCUGUUGCAUAAUUAAAGCUCAACAGACUUUGGAUGCAAGACUUGUGAAACAUAAUGUUGCAAUGGUUUAUCAAAUGUGAAGUUAGAUGUAUUCAAUAGAGUGAUACUUAGUUAGCGUGAGUGUUAUGUACAAUAUGUGGGUACAUCUUUAUGGGUUUUUCAGAGUGGAUAGUAUACAGUUUAUUUUUGUACCAGUUCUUUUUUACAUUUAUAAUAAAAACAACAAUACUGUUUACAGGGCUGUGUUUGUGUCAUACUGCUGCAGGCAUGCCAGACAGGCUCAGAGCUAACAGGAACUCUCGAACAACAGAGGCAUUAGUGAGUGAUGAAACUCUUUUCAUCAGAUGCCACACUUUGUGUUACUGUGAAGGGGAUACCUUCCCCUCCAGGCUACUUGGGGCUUGUUCCAGCUGCCGUAACAUGUUAACACUCUUUAUUGUUUCAUAUAUCCGUUCAUGUUUUCCCCCUCUGAAAGCUGUGAGCUGAGGCAGCGGUGAAUAGAAUCACCUGCCCUGGACCACAGCAGGAUGUUUGACUUGUCUUACCUGCACGGGGAAAGUAAGUGAUGUCCCUUUGUCGAUAAUACCCUGUGGGUACAGAACAAUGCCAAGUCGAGGAAUGUUGACUAGACGGUGGGGGACAAUUCUUACAACAGGAUGUGUAUAGGUGGUUGCAAAAACGUGUUGCCUAACGUGAAAAUAAAUGCAUUUACCCAAAUAA
Messenger RNA from Eleginops maclovinus (Patagonian blennie), 3613 nucleotides. RefSeq names its product sclerostin domain-containing protein 1-like. The transcript is spliced from 2 exons. NCBI's taxonomy places the organism in Eukaryota, Metazoa, Chordata, Actinopteri, Perciformes, Eleginopidae. The record is from RefSeq and is a predicted model, not a curated record. Gene Ontology annotation, molecular function: BMP binding. Bases 67 to 678 code for a protein of 203 amino acids. Gene Ontology annotation, biological process: negative regulation of BMP signaling pathway; negative regulation of Wnt signaling pathway.